GAAUUAAAAAAAUUUGUUGGCAAGGGAAAAAUGACAAAACCACGUUGUGGCGAUGAGGGAAACGAAAAGAUACUGCCAAAGAAAACGCGUACACAGUGGACACCUGACAUGACCAAGGCAUUGAUAAAUUGUUAUUCGUCACUAAAAGAGACAUGCAAGUUAAAAGGGGAGAAGUUUUGGUCGCUUCUUUCAAAAGUAAUGGUAGAAAAGGGACAUGAUGUGAGUGCGCAUCUAUGUGAAUCAAAAUGGGAUUCGUUAUGUAGAACCUACAAAAACACCAUUGAUCGGAGUAAACAAACCGGAACAAGUCCGUCAAAGGAGUCAAAGUCGACUUCCUUCAAGGAAAUGCAUAAAUUUAUGUACAAAAGGCCCGAAAUAAAUCCGCCGGCAGUGGCUUCGAGUCUGGCAGGAUACAAACGAAAAGUUUCUUCCAUAAUUGAUGUUAAUGGUAAUGAAAUCGAAAUUUCUCCAAAAAGAUUAAAGCGCGCAAAGGCAAAGAAGCCGGAUGCAGAAUGUUCGAUGACAGAAAUGAACGAUGAUGCCAAUUUUCGUCACAAAGAAAAUUUGGAGCGAAAAGACGCACUAUUGGACAUAAUGAAAGAUGUCCGCGACUCGUUAAUUAAGAGACGAUAAGUCGACUUAUUUUUGUUCUCCUUUUACAGCGUUAGAAAUGAAACUUAACCGCUGAUAUUUCAUAGACGUUUUGAUAUUUUUUUAAAAAGAAUUUAUUGUGCUUGAAUUUAACCGAUUUCAAGUUAUUUUUCAAAGAAUUGAUAUUUUCACGUCUUUCUAGUUUAAAAUUGAUCAGUUUCGGAACAAAUAAAGUAAAUAACUUAAAUUUGAAGUGAAAAAUGAAAAACGAUGAUUGUUUUGUUACAUUUUGAAACCGUUCUCUUCUUGUUGUUUUCAGUUUUAGUUGCGCACAAAAAUUUAUGUACGCAUAAUGAGUAUUUUUCUUCUCCGUACUCGAUUAUUCCUGUGACGAAAAAGUUACUGUUAACUUUAUGGAAAUUUUUCUUAAUGAGUAUUAUUAGAGUAAUUACUAUCUUAACUAUAGAAGAGCUACCAUAAAAUUCACUCUUCUGAUUGUGAUAUAAAAAAAUGUGUUCCAAUCAAUACCAGACGUACAAUACCGUACCAUAAUCGAGUACGGAGCAAAAUUAAUAAUAUCCUGACUCAGCAUCAGACUCAAAUUUUCAAAAGUAGUCCUAUUCAUUCUAAAAUGUUUGCGAAAAGCUGCAAAUAAUUACCAAUUGUCAUUAAAUCGUAAUUAAAACUAAUAAUUCUUCAAAAUUGUAAUUAUUUGAAAAUUUAUCAAUCACAUGCCUUUGAAAAGAACACUGUCCACUUUGGGAUCCUCGUGUAUGUACAUUUUGAUGAAACCCAUCUAGAAAUGUUGCGGGUCAAUAUUGUUGAUGGGUCCCAUUUCUGUACACGAUGGACCCAGAAUUCCAUACCUAUACAGUGUUCUCAUCAAUUGUACAUUCAAAAAUUUGAAGUAAAAUUUCUCAAACACUCGAUUUUUUUAGGCUUUUGGAUAAAAAUGUUAAAAUCGUCGAUUGAUUAACAACUUAUUGUUGCAAAUUUUUAAUUCUUAAUCAUUAAUUCAGUUUUAAUUAUAAUGACAAAAAUUUCAAUUGUAACUCUUUAAAAAUGGAAUUAAUCUAAAAAAUUUUAAUGAAAACUCUUUAAAAAUUUAAUCAUUCACAGAAGAUGUUUAAUUAAUUAUUAAGUAAUUCAUACGAUUAAAUAUAUUCUAAAAUUUUUAUAUAA
Messenger RNA from Leptopilina boulardi, 1773 nucleotides. RefSeq lists its product as uncharacterized. The transcript has 2 exons. NCBI's taxonomy places the organism in Eukaryota, Metazoa, Arthropoda, Insecta, Hymenoptera, Figitidae. The record is from RefSeq and is a predicted model, not a curated record. The coding region runs from base 31 to 633 and encodes 200 amino acids.